CCCUCGCGGCCAUGGGGCACCCGGCGCUGGAGUUCAGCGACUGCUACCUGGACAGCCCGGACUUCCGCGAGCGGCUCAAGUGCUACGAGCAGGAGCUGGAGCGCACCGCCAAGUUCCUCAAGGAGGUGAUCAAGGACGGGCUCGCCCUCAUCGGCGCCCUCAAGAAUUAUUCCUCGGCUGUACAGAGGUUUGCCCAGACGCUUCAGUCCUUCCAGUUUGACUUUAUCGGGGACACUCUGACUGAUGAUGAGAUUAAUAUCGCUGAAUCCUUUAAGGAAUUUGCAGAACUGCUGCAGGAAGUGGAGCUGGAGAGGUCGAUGAUGGUGCAAAAUGCUAGCGAUUUGUUGAUCAAACCCCUGGAAAACUUCCGUAAGGAGCAAAUUGGAUUCACCAAAGAGCGAAAGAAGAAAUUUGAGAAAGACGGUGAGAAAUUCUACUCCAUGUUGGAUCGCCAUCUGAAUCUGUCGUCUAAGAAGAAAGAAUCCCAGCUGCAAGAGGCGGACUUGCAGGUGGAUAAAGAACGGCACGUUUUCUUUGAAUCAUCACUGGAAUAUGUCUAUCAGAUCCAGGAAGUGCAGGAGAGCAAGAAAUUCAGCAGCCUGUAAGCAGUUUUGGCUUUUCUUCACAGCCUGUUCACCUACAACAACUUGACGGUGGAGCUGACACAGGACUUCCUUCCAUACAAACAGCAGCUUCAGCUCAGCUUGCAAAAUACCAGGAAUCACUUCACCAGCACACGGGAGGAGUUGGAAGACCUCAAGAAAAGAAUGAAGGAAGCGCCAUUGACCUGCAAGUUGCCCGGGAAGCCGACCAUCGAGGGAUAUCUGUAUUCCCAAGAAAAAUGGGCGCUGGGCAUCUCGUGGAUCAAGUACUACUGCCAGUUCAAGAAGGAGACGAAGAUGCUAAGAAUGACGCCUAUGGAGCAGAAGCCGGGGGCAAAGCAAGGCACUGCCCAGUUGACCCUGAAGUCUUGUGUAAGGAGGAAGACAGACUCCAUCGACAAAAGAUUUUGCUUUGACAUCGAGACAAUUGAAAGGCCUGGGCCCAUCACCUUGCAGGCUCCUUCGGAAGCCAACCGGCGGCUCUGGAUGGAGGCCAUGGAUGGCAAAGAGCCGAUCUACCACAGUCCCAUCUCAAAGCAGGAAGAGAUGGAACUCAAUGAAAUCGGCUUCAGAUUUGUCCGGAAAUGCAUCAAUGCAGUGGAGACAAAAGGAAUCACAACGGAAGGCGUGUAUCGGACGGUCGGCAGCAACAUCCAAGUUCAGAAACUCUUGAAUGCAUUCUUUGACCCCAAGUGCCCGGGGGAUGUGGACUUCCAAAAUGAUGACUGGGAUAUCAAGACCAUCACCAGCUCCUUGAAGUUCUACCUCAGGAACCUCUCCGAACCCGUCAUGACAUAUAAGCUGCACAAGGAAUUGGUCUCAGCUGCCAAGUCAGAGAACCUGGACUACAGGCUGGGCGCCAUCCAUUCUCUGGUCUAUAAACUCCCGGACAAGAACCAAGAAAUGUUGGAGCUGCUCAUCAGACAUCUGGUCCAUGUGUGUGAGCACAGCAAGGAGAACCUGAUGUCUCCAUCGAACAUGGGGGUGAUCUUUGGCCCCACUCUCCUACGGGCCCAGGAGGACACGGUGGCAGCCAUGAUGAAUAUUAAGUUCCAGAACAUCGUGGUGGAGAUCUUGAUAGAGCACUUCGACAAGAUAUAUUCUGGCCCCCCUGAGGACAACGCUGCUCCACCGGUGCCUCCUCCCCGGGUGGCCACGCGACGGCACAAGCCCAUCACCAUCUCCAAGCGCCCACUCCGAGAGAGACCCAUCUUCUUUGGAGGCUCUGUGGAGGACCACGCAGCGGAGAGCAACUGCGUCCUUACCCCUAACGGCGCGGUCAUCGCAAACUACACGGAAGCGCCCAAGCCUGUCCAACGCAGCUGGGCGCCUCCGCCCCGGCCGGCAGCAGAACCAGACCCUGGGAAGCCCAGUGGAGAAGGCAAACUGGAAUCGUGCCCGGAGCUGGACGUGGGAAAGCUGGUGUCCCGACUCCAAGAUGGCGGAACGAAACUGACCGCCAAAGCUGCAAAUGGGGUGGCGGCGCCCGUUCCUGGCUCUCUGAAGGCCUUCGGUCUCCAGACGAAGAGGCCGGCUCCCAGGCCUGGGAUUGGCUGCAAGGAGGGUGAGUGUGAAGGCUUAGUUAAAGCCCGAUCGCAUGGAGAGAAGCCAGUGAUCACGCGUCCCCCAGUGAGACCCCCAGACCCUCCCUGCAAGGUCCCCACCCCGCAGAAGACGGAGCCAAAGCCAGACCUCAUCAUGGGGGGAACCGAUGAGGUCUCUUCUUCCGUAGUGGCCUCCAGGACAAAGUUCUUUGAGACGGCUUCUUUCCGGAGAGGGAGCUCUUCGGCACCGCAAGGCAGAUCCCCGGGAGAUGAAGGCUGAGGAGCUAGAGGCUUCUCCGUGGCUGCCCCGGCUGGUUCCCGCAGUCUCUUUUGCUCCCCAGUGUUAUGUGGCCUGCUGUACAGAUCUGCUCGUGUCCCGGAUCCUGCCUUCUGAGCAGACCUCUGUGAAUAGCUUCUGCUGCAGCCAGAAUAGGCGCUAUACCUGUGGCGAGCGCGUUUCCAUCUUGCCA
Molecule: messenger RNA, 2616 nt
Organism: Pogona vitticeps (central bearded dragon)
Lineage: Eukaryota; Metazoa; Chordata; Lepidosauria; Squamata; Agamidae
Source: RefSeq, a predicted model, not a curated record